AUGUGGCAAGCUGGGGAUCCAGUGUCUGUUCACGACGAAGCAGCCAUGGUCAAGGAACUCAAAUGGUAUGCAUUUUACAUUGCAUUGGAGAGUAGCCAGCAAUCUCAUUAUAGUUUAGAUUCGUCGCUGAAUACCGCUCCAAUUCAGAGAGUCACCCGAAGCCAGAUGAAUAACAGCUCAGACGCUGCGUGCAGGGGCUUUCUGCUCUCACUCAAGGACCUGCCCAAGGAGCAUGUAUCCAGCAAACGUCCUGCGGAAGGAAUAUUCAAUACGGUCCUACGUGAAAAAGUAACUAGCGGUAAAGAAGCAUUGAAUAUCCUGUUCGAGGCGGCAGUUCAGCAGGACCAAGCGCCCAUUGUCUCCGGCACAGAGACGGAUAAAACGCCCCAGCAGCCAUCAUUGGCGAGUACUAGUUUGAAGAUUGACUGCAUCUCGGAGACUGAUGUACUGAAAAUAUGGAGUGGUUGUCGCUUUGUCAAGAUGGGAUGGUUUACUGCGCGCGAAGCACUCUUGUAUGUUGAUCUUUUUUUCCACAAUAUGGCGCCUUUGUCGCCUAUCCUGACAGACUUCUUCGCCUCUCAUCAUACACAUUAUUGGCUCAUCACGCAAGAACCAGUCCUGUGCUGCACAAUCCUGAUGAUCUCCUCGAGGUACCAUACCCUACCAGGGCCGUCCGGUGCCACGCGCGGAUUCUUUAUCCACAACAGGUUAUGGCAGCACUGCCAGCACCUCAUUCUACGGAUCAUGCUUGGACAGGAGAAGUUUUCCAAAGCAAAGACAAGGCAUUUGGGAACGGUCGAGGCUCUUCUACUUCUAUCAGAGUGGUACCCGCGGGCGUUGCAUUUUCCACCCGAGAAUGACGGAUGGGAUUCAGAUUUGAUGUUGACGGCACCCAGCGAGAGAGACCCGCCCCCCGUGACAGAAGAGAGCCCCAUGCAAGACCGUUGGAGAGAAGACGUUGUCGAGCCGACGAGACGAUCGGAUCGCAUGGCCUGGAUGUUGGUAAGCUCUGCAUUGGCUCUUGCACAUGAGCUUGGUGUGUUUUCUACCAGCAAUCGAUCGGAUUUGGGAGACAGUCGAAUUGUAGAGCCGGAUGUUAAGGCGUAUGUCUACCAUCUGGAUGUCAGAAGGCAGCGGCUACCGUCUUUACUUUACGUUAUUAUCAAUAAUCUCUCUUCAAGAAUUGGCUGUACAUCACUGAUGCCGGAGAAAUGUCAAUUGACCGGUCUCCAUAAUUUGUCAGGGGUUAGCUCGGAAUGGGCAAGACUGAUGAAAUCCUGGGUGGAAUUGACAGACUUCACUCGGACCCUCAGAGAAACAUUCUUCGCUGAUGCCAGUCCCCGAGACCGUCGUCAGAUUGACAAUGACUUGUUAGGAGAAUGGAUAGGGCGGCUUGGGCUAUGGCGACGUCAACAUCAAGCUGUGGAUAGUAAGUCAGCCACGAAUGGUUUGUGUCCGGAUCUGAUUCUUAGAACAGACCUUUAUUACGAUACUGUCAUCGAGAUCGAAUACCAGUACCUGAGAGUACUCUCCAACUCUUUGGGCGUCCAAGGCAUCGUCGAGCGAGUAUUAUCACAGACAGAAUCCCACGGAACGAUAAACACGACAUUCAUUUCUCAUGCGCGUCAGAUUCCCCUAAGCAGGAGCGAGCAUGGGUUCAUCGAAGAAGUAAUUGAUGGAGCCUGUGCAAUUCUUACACACAUUAUCUCACUACCAGGACCGAAGCCAUUGUCAUUUUACCCUGUUAGAGUAUUUCUGCGUGUCAUCAGUUCCUCCAUCUUUAUUCUCAAGGCUCUUGCUUUGGGUGCAAGACCAACAAAACUACAGGAAUCUCUGGAUCUACUAGACCAGGCUAUAGCUGUUUUGGACUCCGAUCUUCUGGACGAUAUAUACCUUGUUUCGCGGUAUGCAGCCUUGCUAAAGAUUCAUGUCUCACGGCUCCGGCAGACCUUUGCCAAUUGCAGCCAGGUUUCCAGCAAAGGCGAAUCGUAUAACCAAGAGCCUGGUACACCAGUGCCCACAGCUGCUGAAAGAUUCGACUGGGAUCCCAGUAUGAUGGAUUUAGAUCUGGGAACGGCCUCAGGCGACCUGAAUUUGGAUUUCAUAAUGUUAUCUCCCCGGGAAUAUGAAAAUCUUUUACCCAACGGCAAAACGGAUCAAUACAUCCAGUGUACCAGACAGCGCCUAGAUAGUCCUGUGAAAUAUCACUUUUUUCGUCCGAAAACCCCUGGUGGUCGAGAUAUUCUCUUCCUGGGCUCUCUGGAGCUAGAGACAACAGACGACCGGCUCUACACACGGAAGUCCAGCACCUGGGCUGCUUCGAUCAUGCCUGAGAUAUUUCUUAUCAAAGAGUGUCCCUCUGAAGGUCGUUUUGAAUGGACAGAUGAUGGCCACGUCGAUCCGGGCCACGGAUAUGGCUUCACCCAAAUCUCGAACUCAAGCUACCAGUUGCGACCUAGGCAAUUAAAUCCAUAUUUAUUGGGUUUUGUCUUACAGGAGACCCAGUCUAGUAAGAGAAUCUAUAUAGGGAGUUCUGGGUUUGGGUCAACAAUAUAA
Molecule: messenger RNA, 2556 nt
Organism: Aspergillus fumigatus Af293
Lineage: Eukaryota; Fungi; Ascomycota; Eurotiomycetes; Eurotiales; Aspergillaceae
Source: RefSeq, a predicted model, not a curated record